AUUGGAUAUUGGAAAAUGUUUGUUUAAUUGUGUCAAAUCAUUGCACAUGAAAGUGUACGUUUACGAAUUGCAUAUAUACACUUAAGAAAACAUUCCUCCUUAUUCCAAGUGUUUCUAGUAUUUUCGCAUACUCAAAAUCCACCACUGUCAACUUCUCGAAAACUUUUGUGCUAAAGCAGCAGACUCUCGUGGUUUCCGAGUAAACUAAUUACACGGACCUUAAAAUCUUCUACACCUCACUCCAGAGACAAUUUACGACUUUUUAACAACAACCAAAGUAUGACUAAUAUCAAGGUCGGUAUUAUUGGAGGUUCCGGAUUCGAUGAUCCAAAUUUAUUCAAACAAGUGAAAGUGACAGAGGUUACCACCCAGUUUGGGAAUCCUUCAGACGUUCUAACCGAAGGUUUUAUUGGAGAUGUUCCAUGUGUUAUACUUCCCAGACAUGGAAAGAAACACUUGAUAUUACCCAGUGAAGUUAACUAUCGGGCGAAUAUAUGGGCACUGAAAGAGGCUGGAUGUACUCACAUUUUAGCCACUUGUGCUUGUGGUAGUUUACAGGAGCACGCUCAACCAGGGGACUUCUUGGUUCUCGAUCAGUUUUUUGACAGAACUACCGGCCGAGAGGUUUCAUUUUAUGGUAGCCGACCAGGUGCAAUAAAAGGAGUCCUACACAUGCCUAUGGCGGAUCCGUUCUGUGAAGAAACACGCCAGGUUUUAAUUGAAGCCGCCAAGAACCUAUCCUUCGAUGUCUAUGACCGAGAUAGCGGGAAGCCUGAGCCUAAACAUCCAUGUGUACAUACCAAAGGUUCCCUAGUCACCAUCAACGGUCCACGGUUUUCUACUCGUUUCGAAUCGAAGGUAUUCCGCAGUUGGGGUUUGGAUUUAGUCGGUAUGACACUAGUGCCUGAGGUUUCAUUAGCUCGUGAAGCAGGUCUGAGUUAUGCAUCUCUGGCCAUUGUAACAGACUAUGAUUGCUGGAAAGCAGAUGAAGCUCAUGUUUCUGUUGAUAUUGUUUUACGGGAAUUUGGUAAAAGUAUAGAAAAAGUUAAAAAGGUUGUACUCGAAGCGGUGAGAUUAAUUGGUACUCGUGAUUGGACUAAAACUAUUGAGGCCAACCAGUUACUAGUUCAAAACUCUCGUCAAGAUUUGGCUCAUGCGAAAGACUCGGACAAAUAAACGAUAUCGUAUGAACAACUGACUGCUAGUACCAUUUAGUUAAUAUAGUACAGAAAAUGAUGAUUUGACUUUUUCACAUAUUCUAACGACGAAAAUUAUGUAUUCCUAAUUAAUUUGAAAAAUCUCUUUGUUUUGAACAUUAAUUUCUAACGCAGUUUGUUUUCGUUUGCUAAAAUACUGUAUAUCUGAAUAAAUUAUAUGAAAAGACGAAUCGUGAAUAAAAACAGAAUGUAAUAUGGCGCACUUCACUGUAUUGUAGCCGGGUUACUUGUUAAAUAUUGUGAUGAAAGAUUUAAUAAAUGCUAAGUUAUCUCAAAAA
Trichobilharzia szidati is the source of this 1495-nucleotide messenger RNA. The record is from the annotation of a GenBank genome assembly. NCBI's taxonomy places the organism in Eukaryota, Metazoa, Platyhelminthes, Trematoda, Strigeidida, Schistosomatidae.